AAAACGGCUGCUUUCGGCUGCUGCACAGCUGAUAUACGCAGUAGUAUAUGUGCUGCGUGUUGUUUGAUAUUGUUGCCAAACCGAAAUUGUAGGCGGAAAAAGCAGAUUAGAUAGUGCUUUGUCAGCCAAAGAGAUACUUUUUAAUUGCAUUCCGAUUAAUCAUUCCUUUUGUCAUUGUUGUUAUAACAAUUAUUCUCUCGCAGGUUAGAGAUGCCUAAUUUAACCAAUUUAUCCCACUUUCCUUUAAAGAUUAUAUUUGCGAUUCAUUUGAUACUUGUAACAUUGGGGAUGCAGGGAAGUUGGUGCCCAAAAUCCGUAUUAUUUUAUAACUUGUUGUUCUUCGUUUGUAUAUUUUGGGCUGUUCAUAAUGUUGAAUCCGACGAAUCAUUACAAUUUGCACUUUUUAUAAAUGUACUAUCUAUAUUUCUGGAUAUAGUCACUUUGAUAGUUUACUAUCCAGUAUAUGACAAUACACCUAACAAGUUUAGUGGAGCCUUUAUGAUUAUGAACUUGAUUGCUCGUCCCAUUUCAAGUAUAUAUUUGCUGCGAAUAGGCCAGGAGAGAGGUGGCAGCUUAGCUACAGUAUUCACGCCAAGUCCUGCCACGGGUUACGAUCGACAAGAUUAUGAAGAGAUUUCUCAUCCCGUCCCACGAAAUUCCGAUUUUGAUGGAGUUUAAGCUUGAGUAAAACUUUUUCGAAAAAACGGCUUUAAAUUCAUAUGCAAUAUAUACAUAUGCAAUAUAUAUUUGUAAUAUAUUUUCUAUUAUAAUUUCUUAAAAUUAUUUAUUAAUGUUAUGUUAGCAUUAAUAAAUAAUUAUUAAUAAAUAAUUAUAUAAGUUGCUUGAUAUAAAAUCAUGUAUCAUAUCUCAAGAAAUCAAAGAUUAUAUAUUUCUAUUUAUUAACGUUAAUUUCUAUUCUUUUUGUUGUGCGAUAUAUUUUAUAUAUGUGUAGCUAAACCUAAAUAUUUCUCUACUCAAUAACGUAAUAGUAAUGUGUAGAGGCAAAAGUUACUUUAAUUAAUUAAUAAUAUUUAUAAGUUAUAUUCUAUUAUUUAGCGAAUUACUUGAACACAACGACUUGAAUCUCAUGUAUCAUAAAUUUCUAUGUAAUUCGUAUCUACCUAAUAUUUUUACACGCUCAGAAUCUAUUCUGUAUAACUGUUUUUACUACUGACUUGUAAAUAAAAGAUUUUAACGCAAA
Pogonomyrmex barbatus (red harvester ant) is the source of this 1201-nucleotide messenger RNA. RefSeq names its product type-1 angiotensin II receptor-associated protein. NCBI's taxonomy places the organism in Eukaryota, Metazoa, Arthropoda, Insecta, Hymenoptera, Formicidae. The record is from RefSeq and is a predicted model, not a curated record. Gene Ontology annotation, biological process: angiotensin-activated signaling pathway. Gene Ontology annotation, cellular component: plasma membrane.